AUGACUGGUGGAAUAUUAAGUUCUGUUCUUAUUGGAUUUGGUAGUACUUUUCUUGUUUUACGUGUGAUUAUUCGAAAGCGACAUUUACAACAACAACAAAUUCAAUGGCGAAAACAUCGUAAAAUGAUACUUCAACUAUUGUCUGUCACAUCGCUCUUCUUUAUUUUAUAUUUACCUCCUGUGAUUUUGGGUACUGCAUAUAAACUUGGCCUUCCAUCUGAUGUUGGAGUUCAAUACAAUACAUAUGCUUCAUUAUUCGCUUAUUAUAUUACGUUUCUUUUUCCGUUUACAUGUUUAAGUACAAUACCACAGCUUGGUACUCGAAUAAAAAAUAUUCUUCGAUGUCGAUGGAGACAACAAGCAAAUGUUGUUCAUCCUGAACAAUGGGCUUCACGAGUACCAGUGGUCAGUCGAAUGAACAAACAAUAA
This is a messenger RNA of Adineta steineri, 429 nucleotides long. Lineage: Eukaryota; Metazoa; Rotifera; Eurotatoria; Adinetida; Adinetidae. The record is from the annotation of a GenBank genome assembly.